Molecule: messenger RNA, 990 nt
Organism: Periophthalmus magnuspinnatus
Lineage: Eukaryota; Metazoa; Chordata; Actinopteri; Gobiiformes; Gobiidae
Gene: ak4
Product: adenylate kinase 4
Exons: 5
Coding region: 305-988 (227 amino acids)
Biological process (GO): nucleobase-containing compound metabolic process
Cellular component (GO): mitochondrion; cytoplasm
Molecular function (GO): nucleoside diphosphate kinase activity; ATP binding; AMP kinase activity
Source: RefSeq, a predicted model, not a curated record
UGCACAGGGCGUUGUGGACUCUGUCUCAUUCAUUCGCUGACGCUCGGGUCUUAAAGACGCAGAGCGGCGCGUUUGCGGAAAAACAGCGGUCCUGUCGGAGCAGCGCAGCUCCUCUGAGGAGUCGAGUUGCACCGGAUUCGACUCUCACAAACCACGAAUAUUUGUCGGUCCGAUUCCCUGAGGCGUUAACAGCUGCGUCCUCCCUCAAACCCGGGAACCUGGUUUUCUGCUGCGAUAUUUGCGGGAUUUUGUACAUUUUUGUACAUCUUUGGACAUCUUGGGACAUCUUUGGACAUCUUGGGACAUGGCGAAGUUGUUCCGUGCUGUGAUCAUGGGCCCCCCCGGAUCAGGCAAAGGAACCAUCUCCAAAAGAAUCGCGCACAACUUCGGCCUCCAGUAUCUGUCCUGCGCACAGUUUCUGCAGGACAUAGUAGCAUCAAAUCAAACGGAGGCAGGUGUGCUGGUCAAGUCCUACAUAGACAGACGGAUGCUGGUUCCUGACCACGUAGUGACCAGACUCAUGCUGCCCAAACUGGAACAACUGAGUGGACACAGCUGGCUUUUGGAAGGUUACCCCCGCACUCUGCGCCAGGCUCAGGCACUGAACGACCUUUACCCUCCGCACAUGGUGAUCAGCCUGAACAUCCCCUAUGAGACCCUGAGAGAGCGCCUGAGCGACAAGUGGAUCCACCCGGCCAGUGGGCGGGUCUACAACAUGACCUUUAACCCCCCAAGAGUCAAGGGUAAAGAUGACAUUACUGGAGAGCCGCUCGUUCAAAGUGAAGACGAUAAACCUGAGGCUCUGAUGGCCAGACUCCGACACUACAAAGACGUGGCCAAGCCCGUCCUCGACCUGUACAAGUCUCAGGGCAUCCUCCAUUCCUUCUCUGGCACAGACACUGACCGGAUUUGGCCGUACAUGAACUCCAUUCUGAGCGCUAAGUUACCAGGACUACACUCAGAACCUCACCCGCCCCAGACAACCUGAAC